This is a messenger RNA of Lachnellula hyalina, 2082 nucleotides long. RefSeq names its product putative Rho-type GTPase-activating protein. The transcript has 3 exons. Gene Ontology annotation, cellular component: cytoplasm. Lineage: Eukaryota; Fungi; Ascomycota; Leotiomycetes; Helotiales; Lachnaceae. Gene Ontology annotation, biological process: signal transduction; regulation of GTPase activity. The record is from RefSeq and is a predicted model, not a curated record. Bases 1 to 2082 code for a protein of 693 amino acids.
AUGGGCUUUGAAAAAGACAUGGCUCACCAAGCUCGCAAAUCUAACCCUCCCCAGCCGCUGAGUCUCGGUGUCGGAUCGAACUUCAAUAACCCUCAAUCACAGCAGCUAUUCUCGACCAUCGACAGUCCCAGUCCCAAGUCUCCAUUGAGCCCCAUCUCUCCGAAAUCCCCAAGAUCCCCUUUCAGACUCAGCACAAAGAAAGGUCAAUAUCAAGGCGAGCACCCGUCUAUACAGCUGCAACCAACCGAGUCGCAGCCACCCCGAACCACCCUUCCUCCCUCCCCGAACAUCGUCUCCCUACCCUCGUUGCAACAAUAUUCCGAAAACACGGCCGUUGGACAAAAAGGACAAGAACGAGAACGAGACCGGCCUGCCAGAACUGGCUUCUUUUCCAAUUAUAAGGCUUCGAAGAGUUCCAGUCGUCUUCAGAAUUCAGCUACUAUUAGACAAGUCACCGAGGACAGCAUGUCCAGAGACACAGAACGACCCGCCAUGACCGGGAGGGUUCCAUCGCAGGAGCAUGCCAGGACUGAAUCCAGCGUUGAUCGAUCCACUAUCAGAAAGCCAGUCGGCAGUGCGGCGAAAUCAGAUACUUCCUUGAAUACCACAGCAGAUCCUCAACCCGCAUCCUCAAAUCCGAACAUCCUCAAGAAAAACAAACCGAAACCCUUCAGUCUUUUGGGGAGAACAAAGUCGAUACGAGACGAACAAAGCCCCCGCGAGCUUUCCCCCACCGACAAACCCACCGCGCCGGAACGAGCACAGACUUCACACGCACAUAGCAAUUCUCUCAGAACUGCUCCCCUACGAACUGAAUCCGACCGGUCGUUUAGAGAAAUGAUGAGUUCGAAUGUCCGGCAACAUUCUGAAGAUCGAAAGCAUACCCAAACAAGAGACUCAUCACGGGGCAAGGAUGGCAAGGAGAAUGGAAGACUGCAGCCUUCUCAGGUGAAGGAGACAAACCAUAAUGGACGGGUCCAAGGAUUUUCGUCUUCUUCACGGGACGGCGGCGGGUCUCAUAAUUUCUUGAACAACCUCAAGAGUUCCGCAACAAAGGGCGCAGGUGCUAUAAGCAAGGGCCUUUUUGGAAAGGGGAGUCGAAGUGGCAGCACGAAUGAGAGGGAAGCGCCAGUGGAUGACGAGCAUUACGAGUUAAAAGUCAUCAAUAAACCGCUUAUUGAGCAGACACGACUUACGCGGAUAUCCAAGAAAUUGGAAGACUCCAGGGACAAGACCGAGUUCUGGAUGCCUGCGUUUCCAUGGAGGGCUAUUGAUUAUCUGAACUACAAGGGUAGUGAUGUUGAGGGCUUAUAUCGGGUACCUGGGAGCGGACCGCAAAUCAAAAGGUGGCAGAGGAGAUUUGACGAGGAGCUUGAUAUCGAUCUUUUCGAGCAAGACGACCUAUAUGAUAUCAAUAUCAUCGGAUCCAUGUUGAAGGCUUGGCUCCGUGAGCUUCCCGAUGAGCUGUUACCAAAAGCUGCCCAAGAUCGGGUAGCAAGAGAGUGCAAUGGUUCGGAAACUGUUCCACAGUUGCUUAUUGAUGAGUUAUCGAAUCUCUCACCAUUCAACUACUAUCUCCUCUUUGCCAUUACCUGCCAUCUCUCCCUCCUACUCGCCCACGCCGAAAAGAACAAAAUGGACUUCCGAAACUUAUGUAUUUGUUUCCAACCCUGUAUGAAGAUUGACGCCUUUUGUUUCAAAUUUCUCGUUUGCGAUUGGAGAGACUGUUGGAAAGGCUGCAAGACUGAGGGGUACUACACAGAGCAGGAGUAUCUGCUCUUUGAUAUCCAGCCCCCAAGCAGCGCAGAGGGUCAGAGUAGCAUCGCGGUUGAAAGCCACGAUGAGCGGAAUGUUUCAAGCUCGGAUAGCAGCAAGCCUUCCAGUGUGAGUAUUGAUAACCAAGGUCAAAAGUCGACCCAGGCACAGAAUGCCGCUAAGAAGUUGCCUUUAAGCCAAAGCUCCGGAAGCAUGAGUACCGUCAGCACUAAUCUAACGGUGGUGGAGCAGCGGACGCCGCCAAGGAGGAAUGGUGAUAUGAGGCCUUUGAGUCCGAUCAAACCGUUAAGCCCAAUUGGCUUUUGA